UGUAAUAACCUUCGCUAACCCCUUUCUAACGAAACUUUCGAUCGGCUUCUCUGACUGCAAAACCGAGAGAUGUAUUACUAAUGACGCAGAAAACAGAAGAAUAUAAAUAGGAGGUGUUGCUCCCUACUAAAGUUCUGUAUACCAAGAAUACAGCCUUUGAAUUAUUGUUAACAGUAUGAGUUCGAAUAACGGUAUUAUCUUGAGAAAGCAUAUUGAUCCUGUCGAAGGAUAUCCCAAAGUUGGAGAACAUUUUGGUUUAGAGGAACGUCCUUUUAAUUUGGAAGCUGCUAAGGUGGAUGAAGAGCAUCCUUUGCUUUUGAGAAACAUUUACACUUCUAUUGACCCUUACAUUCGCAUUCGCAUGCAAAGUCCUCAACGUAAGAGUUAUUUGCCAUCUUUGGAUUUAGGACAGGUGAUUCCAAACUUGACGUUGGCUGAAGUCGUCAAGUCUGCAGUUCCAGAAUACAAGACUGGCUCCCAUGUGGUUUUUAUGAGCGGUUGGGAAGAAUAUACUUUUGUACCCAAAGACGCUAUGAAGAUGGUGCAGCCUAUUUCCAAUCCUUACAAUUUGCCUUUGAUGACCUUUGUGGGUGCUUUAGGAAUGCCCAGUCAGACGGCAUACGUUGGACUUAAACAUGUUGGAAAACCCAAGGCAGGCGAGACUAUCUACAUUUCUGCGGCUUCUGGUGCUGUCGGUCAAGUCGCCGGCCAAUUGGCGAAAUCUAUGGGCUUAUACGUUGUAGGAAGUGCGGGAUCUGACGAGAAAAUCGCCCACUUGAAGGAAUUAGGCUAUGAUGCAGCUUUCAACUAUAAAAAUGAAAGUGUUCAUGAUGCUCUUCCUCGUCUCUGUCCUAAGGGUAUUGACAUUUACUUUGAAAAUGUUGGAGGUGAAACAUUGGAUGCCGUUCUCAUGAAUGCCAACUUUCACGCUCGCAUCAUUUUCUGCGGAGCCAUCAGUCAGUAUAACAAUCCCAAUCCUUAUGGCUUGAAGAAUUAUGCUCAAAUUCUUACGAAGAGUCUUACGAUUGAGGGCUUCAUUGUCAUGAAUUUGAUCCCACUUUACCAAGAGGAAUACUUCCGUGAAAUGCCUAAAUUGAUUGCGGAAGGAAAGCUCAAGUAUAAGUACGACGUUUAUAAGGGCUUGGGUUCGAUUCCUGAAGGCUUGAUUGGUGUCCUUCAAGGAAAGAACUUUGGUAAGGCUCUUGCCAAGAUUGCUGAUGAGUAGAUUUUUAUACUUGCCUUUCCUUUGCUUGGUUACUGUUUAUAGAGUGCUUACGAUUUCUUUUAUGAAUAUUUCUACUAUUUCCAUAAUUCUUUCUCGUUUUUGUUUAGUACAGUAGAAGAGUGUAUUACAAAGAGCUUUGUUCGUAAAUAAUAAGAACUCUUUAGUAUGAU
Molecule: messenger RNA, 1395 nt
Organism: Schizosaccharomyces cryophilus OY26
Lineage: Eukaryota; Fungi; Ascomycota; Schizosaccharomycetes; Schizosaccharomycetales; Schizosaccharomycetaceae
Product: NADP-dependent oxidoreductase
Exons: 1
Coding region: 176-1225 (349 amino acids)
Molecular function (GO): oxidoreductase activity, acting on the CH-CH group of donors, NAD or NADP as acceptor
Source: RefSeq, a predicted model, not a curated record